UAAGAUAUAUAUGCCUUAUAUAUUUAUUUAUUUAAAUUACAAUUACAAUAUCGGAAAGGGUAAGUUGCACUCAUUUAGUAAAAUACAACUGGGUACAAGGUUUGUUGGUAUCCUUGAGAAAAAAAAUCGGCAUAAUUUUAUGAAGGGUGGGCCUUCAUAAAAUUCACGUUCGCUCAUUUUGGGCAGGUCUAUGACCAACGUGCUAGAUAAGAUAAGAUAAGAUAAAUUGAUUAAAUGGAUCCUUUUCAAAAUAGCUUGAAGCAAUCUGAUAGGAAGGAGACCCCUUUAAGACCUCCACUUUCAUAUCUUAAAGAUCAAUUGGAGGAUAUUAAUCAAGAUGCAUUCUCUAUAAUAAAACUAAAUACUCACACCCAAAUAACUCCACAAAAAUCUUUAUUAUUGCCCAGAAAUCAAAUACAGUCUAUAAAUAAUGUUCAAUACUCUAAAUUGUUAUUUGAUACAUGUAGCAAUAUGAAUCAAGAUAUGCUGAAAAAUGAUUUAUCAUUGGAGGCCUCUAAAAAUGGAGAUAUGUUUUUAUGUAAAGAAAAUACAAAUAAUGGGGUAUGUAAUAUCAAACAACCUGCAAAAUUACCCAAGAAAGCACCAUUGGAUCCCAAGUUAAUAAAUAUGAAUCCUGGUUUAAAUUCAUCCUCAUUAAUCUCAGGACUCAAGCAAAAAUUGAGCAAGAAACUCGAAGAAACUGCCACAAAUUUUCAACACAAUCACCCUGAAAGUACUUUCGGCGCAACCCUAGAUCAUCUUUCCAAACAGCUGGCCAGCUCCAUUCUUCCAAUAUCGGAACGUAUUUUUAAAACAGAAGCUAACCCUAUAUUAUGUGAAUCGAGUAAGGAUAUCGUUAAGUAUCAACAAGACUUAUCAUUUGAUAAGCCCGAUACGGUUGGCAGUGAAGAGAAAUUCAUGCUGAACUCUUUUGAGAUAAAAGAUUUGUCCAAAAAGCCCAUAUUUAUAUCCGAAAAACAGCCGUCGGAGUCUAUAAUAUCUUACAACAAACAUAGGGAAAAAGUUACCACUGAUAAUAAUGGCAAACUGAUUGAAAAACCGCCCGAGGAACCGAUUGAAAUUGGGAAUGAUCCUUUGCACGGUCAAAUGGAAAAUCUUACUCACGAAAAACUAUUUGCAUCCGCUAAUAAUAAACAAUUAAUUACAAAUGAAACCGAUCGGUUAAGAACCGAUAUAGGGUUCGCAACACAAGAUGCUAAUCAAAUACACGGCAUUGACAAAUCUACUGAAACUCAAUCCAGAUAUUCAAAUAUGGUUUCUACAAGAUCUAGUUGUAAUUGCCUGAUUAAACAUUCAUUGAAACUUCCAUCUUCCCCUCUUUUUUUAUUCUCGCUCAGCAUAGCCUUGCUAUCCAUUAUGAUUAUAUUACUAAUUUCCCUAACUUCCAACUAUCCGAUCUCAUCCAUUUUAAUCAGUUUUAUUUGCGGUUCGGGUUUUUGCUUUCUAGCUAUUCAUCUUUACGAAACAACGUUCGGCCAAUGCGAAUAUCAGAUACCGUAUUGGAAACCAAUUUUAAAAUCAGCUCCUCUUUACCAUAUCGACGGAAAUUACCAGUAUAUCCAUCCAGUUUUAAAUCGUAAUAUCGAAUAUCGGAUUUGGUAUAGGGCGUUACUUGAAAAAAUGGGCAUUUGGAAAUCGAAAAUCGAGAUCGAUCAUGUUAUGAAAGCCUAUAUCACCAACAAAGAAGAAUGCGCUAAAUUAAAUAAUGCGAACGAAUAUGCGACUAUACCUUCUCCCGUUUCUUCCAAAACCAGGGUUCAUAAUAGGAAGAACGUCUUUAGGCUUGAACCGCAUCAAGUAUGGAUGAACGAAUUACCCCUCUCUUACAACUUCGAAACUUACCGAGUUCAACAAACGAGGAGUGUACUGCUUAAAUUAGAGGCUAGUAUCUUGAAGCUCUCGACGCCCAAACACAAUUUAUCUAAACGGGACUUGUGGAAUAGCAAGGAGGUCAAUUCUUUUAAUAUUCAAUAUGUCAAUCAUAGGAUUUACGAUUUAACUGGAAGCUCCAUUUACCUCAUGCCUUAUGACAUGCCCAAAAAGGUUUACUGGAGCAAAAAAUAUCCUAUAUGCAUAAGACUCGCCCCCAACGCCCUCAAUAAAUAUACGUCUUCCUCUCUUUCUACCGAACCCAUAAACUCUCGAUUCAAGGUUGUUAGCAAUUCUUGUCAUGUGAAUUCUGCGGUAAAUCCACUGCUUACUCAUGUACGCACAGAGAUUUCAAACAGAUCAGAGUCUAACGAUGGCAAAAGCUCUCAUAAAAACGUCAAAUUCUGUCAAAUUGGCGGUGAGAAUGCUAGAUUAGGACAACUAUUCCAUCAAGAAGAGAAUAAACAGUGCAAUGAUAAAGAGGCACUAGAUAUGUUAUCGGAGCCUGAACAGAUAAAUACUUUAGAAGAUGUUGAUUAUUCCAGUAGUAAGGAAAGGGAGGAAGGAACAGAAAAUACGAAAGUGCCGCUAAGGACCACAAAUUCCAAAGUCGCAGAUGCGAUAACUCUUUACCUAUUUAGUCGAGCCAAUCGGCAGAAGGAAGAAUGGUUUUGGAGACUAUUGAGGGCCUCUUCUAUUACCAACAGCCUACCCGGUCCUAUGUCGAAACAUUGGUCGGGAUCAGAUUUGGUUUCUUUAUGCCGAGAUUUUGACAGUAAACUUGAUCCUAGGUCCUCCACCGCACUAUGGGUCAAGGGAAAGCGCAACAUCUCUCCCACUUCUCAUAUAAUCGACUCCGAAUCGACAUCUUCCAAUCACUUUGACCAUUCUGAGAUUCACCGAGCUAACCAAAAUAGUUUGAAAAAGGAAAAUUUCGGAGAAAAGGGCAUAUUCUUUGAUCCGACACUUCAUAUAGACACUCAAGAACUUAGACUUUAUCUGUGCCCACUAAUAUUUGAGGGUCUUCUAAAAAAAUUUCCAGGAACAUCAUAUGUUAACUCUGAACAAUCAACGAUCUCAUCCAAACAUCCUCAAAGUUUAGCAACUGAUAAUUCUAAGACUAAUUUGCUGAAUAGACUAGAUAAGGAUCACAGCUUAUAUGCUAAGAAUGUUAAAAAUUUAGAACUAAAAGGCUUCAAAUACCAUGAUAGUAAUGAUCAGGUGAUGUUAGAGGAUUGUCUAAAGAUUCAUGCUGAACUGUGUUGGUUUAAUGCUUUCAUCGAGAGACUCACCUGGGACAUUUUGAGUGGUGAUUAUCUAAAGGACACGAUAACUAUGAAAAUUCGAAGAAAAUUGGCAAAAGUUAAGGUGCCUUACUUCAUUGAACCAUUAAAACUUCUUCAUUUCGAAACUGGACAAACACUUCCUGUGGUUCACGCAACCACCCGUCCAUGGACAGAUUCCGAUGGUGUCUGGUGGCAAUUCCUAAUCAGUUAUACUGGUUCGGCGAAUAUCACCCUUUCCACUAAGAUAAAUCUAAUGAAACUUAAAAGCAAAUUAGCCGACGACCUCACUGACCAAGAACAGUCUUUAGUCGAAAAUUCAGAAAUUUCUCAAAUCGCACCGGACCCCUCACGAUUACCGAAAAAGCGAAGAACUUGGACAAGUAAAGGUUCCGACUCAGAGGAUACCCCCGAAUCCUCAGAAGAUGAAGAAUCUAUCCAUAACGGUAUUAGGAAUGCUUCUUUAGGAAUUUCCAUCGGUAGAGACACUAAUCCUAAAGGUCACCUGACAAAUUUUUCAAACAUACCUGUUACCAAUUUGCCCACCAAUAACCCUACCCCAUUAGCAGAAAACAAAGGAAAGAAAAUACUUAAGAUUGUGGACAAGAUAGCAAAUUCCAAAUAUUUCCAACAAGCUACGGAGAUGAAAUACAUCAAGAAAGGAAUGGAAGCAGUUAGCAAUACUCCUUUAAUAUUGACCGUCGAACUUAAUUAUUUGGAAGGAAUAUUGGUUUUUAAUCUUCCAAAUCCACCUUCUGAUAGAUUAUGGUACGGUUUCAAACCUAAGCCAGAAAUGAAAAUAUCGGCCAAGCCUAAACUUGGAGCAAAAUACCUCAAUAUUAGCCAAAUCAUUGAAUGGAUCCAAAAUACUCUACUCUCUGAAUUUGAAAAAGUCUUGGUACUUCCUAACAUGGAUGAUAUCGUUAUACCUAUCAUGAAAUCGGGACAAAUUAUAUGAUUUUAUUUAUAAUUUGCAUCAUUCAAAAAUAACUAGACAAUAUCAAAAAAUCUAAUUUUAUUUAAAAUUUUAAAAUUAUAGUUUACUUAGCAUUUUAUUAAUUUUAUAAUCAAUAUAUUAUUAUAUUUUACCACCCUAAUUGUACAUAUACACCAGCUACCUAUCACUAAUAUAAUAUAUUUUCAGUAAAACUAAUACUAGAAGCUAUUAUUU
Gordionus sp. m RMFG-2023 is the source of this 4344-nucleotide messenger RNA. RefSeq lists its product as uncharacterized. NCBI's taxonomy places the organism in Eukaryota, Metazoa, Nematomorpha, Gordioida, Chordodea, Parachordodidae. The coding region runs from base 235 to 4131 and encodes 1298 amino acids. Gene Ontology annotation, cellular component: endoplasmic reticulum. The record is from RefSeq and is a predicted model, not a curated record. The transcript is spliced from 17 exons. Gene Ontology annotation, molecular function: lipid binding.